This is a messenger RNA of Phalaenopsis equestris, 1335 nucleotides long. RefSeq names its product secretory carrier-associated membrane protein 2-like. Bases 216 to 1148 code for a protein of 310 amino acids. NCBI's taxonomy places the organism in Eukaryota, Viridiplantae, Streptophyta, Magnoliopsida, Asparagales, Orchidaceae. Gene Ontology annotation, biological process: protein transport. The record is from RefSeq and is a predicted model, not a curated record. The transcript is spliced from 13 exons. Gene Ontology annotation, cellular component: trans-Golgi network membrane; recycling endosome membrane.
UCACGUGGGGGAUGGACGAAGCGCGCAGCUGCGAAAUAUUUUUCUCAGUUAUUUGAGUGCAUUUAUACUUUCAUGAUUUCGUCUAUAUUUUAUGUAGUGUUAUCAGGUAUCACUGUCCGAGCAGAACCGCCCUCGACCGACCACCACUCCGUUCUCUCUAGCGAAGUGAUUCCUCUUUUUGAAUCCUUGCUCUCCUUUUCUUCUCCCUAUCGCGCAUGGCGGGUCGAUACGAUAGCAAUCCGUUUGACGAGGAGGACGUGAAUCCAUUUGGGAACACUGCAACCGGUAGGAAAGGAGCUGGGCAAUCAAAUUAUGGAGGAGGAGCAUUUAAUGUGACGAACCCAGGCAGCGUGCCACCUGUUUCAAAUUCUAGGCUUUCACCUCUUCCACCUGAACCUGCUGAUUUCUACAAUGACCGUACUGCAACAGUAGAUAUACCUCUAGAUGUGUCCAAGGAUUUGAAGAAGAAGGAGAAGGAGCUCCAAGCAAAGGAGGCAGAGCUGGCUAGAAGAGAGAAUGAGCUUAAACGUAAAGAAGAAGCUGCAGCACGAGCUGGAAUUGCUGUAGAGGUGAAAAACUGGCCAGCCUUUUUCCCCAUCAUCCAUCAUGAUAUAGCUAAUGAAAUACCUAUUCACCUACAACGGAUGCAAUAUUUUGCAUUUGCAUCAUUAUUAGGGCUGACCAUGUGUCUAAUUUGGAACAUUAUAGCAACAACAACUGCUUGGAUUAAGGGGGAAGGUGUAAAGAUCUGGUUGCUUUCUAUCAUCUUCUUUAUCUCUGGUGUCCCUGGUGCCUAUGUGUUAUGGUACAGGCCUCUUUAUAAUGCCAUGAGGACUGAAAGUGCUUUGAAGUUUGGAUGGUUUUUCCUGCUUUACCUGGUACAUAUUGGUUUCUGCAUCUAUGCUGCGGUGGCUCCUCCAAUAUUCUUCAAGGGAGAAUCUUUGACGGGAAUUUUGUCAGCUAUAGAUUUAUUGGGAGACUAUGUUAUAGUCGGGAUCUUCUACUUCAUUGGCUUUGGUUUCUUCUGCCUAGAAUCGCUGCUCAGCAUCUGGGUCAUUCAGCAAGUUUACUUAUACUUCCGUGGUAAUGGAAAAGCGGCGCAGAUGAAGCGCGAGGCCGCUGCCGGUGCCUUCAGGGCAGCAAUCUGAUUUUGAAUCUGUGUUUAAAAUAAGGCUGAUAGCUAUCCGUAGAGCUUGAUGUCCAUUAUUAUCAUUUUAGUAAAUAUUUGGUGCUUUUUUAAUUUUUUUUAAAGGUUUGCUAUAUGAAAUGGCAAUGUUUGACAUCUCAUGUUGAUUUUUCCUGCUGCAUUAUAUAAUGUUAUCAUUAUUGUUACAA